Molecule: messenger RNA, 1544 nt
Organism: Anneissia japonica
Lineage: Eukaryota; Metazoa; Echinodermata; Crinoidea; Comatulida; Comatulidae
Exons: 11
Coding region: 27-1286 (419 amino acids)
Source: RefSeq, a predicted model, not a curated record
AGCACGCGGGGAACAUAAUUUUGGAGAUGUCUGCUUCAGUCAAAAUGUUAGCAGGUUGCCGAUUUUCUGUCUCAAUUAAUCGUUUACUGGUUCUAAUUUUGACGUGCCUAUUUAUUGAAGACUCGCAAGUAAUGUGCACAAAAGCUGUGUUUCAAAACGCAUGUUAUACAAUUGAAUGCAACAAUACUGAUUUUGACGAUGCGGUGAAAAACUGUAAAUCAAUAAAUGCUACACUUUUAUCAAUCCAUUCACUGGAGGAAGACAACUUUGUCAAGCACCUUGUUGAAGCUUCUAAUUACGGUCAUGUGUAUGUAGGCCUCCAGCGAAUAGAUGUGACUUUAUCAACUUCUUACUAUUGGAAUGAUAACAGUUCAGUUGAUUAUAUGUCUAAUGCAACCGACCUCGAAACACAUCAUAAUGAGAGAUGCCACAUAAUUGACAAAUCAAAAGGAUAUGACUGGGAAGAAGCUAGAUGCUCUAAAGAAUACUGUGAUCCAAUAGGCUGUAAUACACAAACUACAGCAAAGUCUACUACUAACAUCACCACGACUACUACCAAAGGCUGUAAUACACAAACUACCGGUACAGCAGAAACUACUACCACCACCACGGAUUGCAUUUCUACCGGUACAGCAGAAACUACUACUACCACCACCACCACCACGGAUCGCAUUUUAAAUAAAACGUCGCCAGUGAAUUUCAGUGAAAGUGUAUCUAAAACCAUGAAAAUUGCCGAAUCAUUGGAGAUGAAAGUGACAUUUUUCUGUUUAUGGCAGGUUGACUUGAAGCAGUCAAUGCAACAACAUUUCCAGAAUCAGAAUAGGAGCAUUAUGAGCAUCGUGAACGAUUUUGAGAAUCAGUUGAAAAUGAUGGCUGUUGAAAAUGACGUCACAACAAAUGUAGAUAUUGAAGGCCUAAUAUUGGCAGGAUUCCAGAAUGUGAACUGUAAGGAUGACCUGGUAUUGAAUAUGCAGAUCAGCGACAAAGACCGUCCACUUUCAAUUAAUCCAACAUUUUUCGACUGCUGUAGAAAUAAGUCGAUUAAGAUUACAUACACAAUUUUCAGCGAAGUGUUUUUCAGUGGCUUACAUGGAAUAGCAGUCUUAGGGUCAAAGAAUGUCGAUGUUGCUGUGAUGACCAAUGUUGUCUCAUUUUCAAUAAUUCCUGAAUCGAAUUCUCAAGUAGAUGCCGAAAUCACAUUUUCAAUCCCACAUGAAAAGGGUUUGGUCAGACAAGGGAUGCCUGGUGACAAACGCUUCUCAAACAGAGACCAGAUGUGUGUGUAACCAUACCACAAGCUACAGUAUUCUAGUGCAAGUUACAGACGAUCAGGUUUCCAAUUCCAAUGACGUCACUUUAACAAUCCUUUCACAAGUACUUCUUAUCAUUUCCACUGUGGCUCUCAUAUUAGGAGUUCUCAUUCUAUUUUGUUUAAGAGGACUCAGUAAAUGUGUCCGUACAAGUAUUCAUAAACAUUUGAUGAUCACGUUGGCUUUGUCGCACCUACUGUUUCUGACAGGCAUCGACAAAAUUUCAAGUCAAGU